AAAGCUCUAGGCCAGUUAUUAAUAACAGCCCAGUGACUCCCCUGAUCCAUCUAGGAGCAUAUGGUGUUUUUCACAAAAGAGAGAGAUCAUCUCCUUGGCUUCGGACUUCGCUUACUGAACCACUAAACAAUAAGAGCCUACAGGCAGAUAUUAGGCUGAAGAACAGACAAUUCAAUGAAGUUCAACUCCAGAGGCCAAGGGUUACGCCUGCUCUCCAUUUGUCUGACUCACUUUGUGGGAUACCACUGUUCAACCAUUCCAUAAACAGUGAACAGGAACAAAAGUUGCUAAGAGACCACCUGUGCUGCAUGUACUUUGUUCUAGCCAGAGCAGACAGAGAGAAAACCACAGAGCAGUCAUCUGUCACAGCCUGGGAUUAAGUCAGGAAGCAGGAGCAUUCUGGAUAUGACGUGUAAAAACUGGAUAUUAAUUUCUACUACUACACCCACAAGUCUGGAAGAUGAAAUUGUGGGAAGACUUCUAAAAAUUUUAUUUGUUAUCUUUGUUGACUUAUUGUCGAUUAUAUACGUUGUUGUAACUUCUUAGGAAGCUGACUUCCCUUAUUUUGCAAGUACAUUUCAUAUUAAAUGCCUGUGGAUAAAAAUUUGUAGUUUAAUGUGUUGAAUGAUUUUAAUUUGAUGACAUCUCCUAUUAUUCUAGAAACCAACAGAACACUACAAUAAAAACAAUAUUGUGUAUUA
Phyllostomus discolor (pale spear-nosed bat) is the source of this 701-nucleotide messenger RNA. It is a transcript of the gene MRLN, whose product is annotated as myoregulin. The transcript has 4 exons. The record is from RefSeq and is a predicted model, not a curated record. Lineage: Eukaryota; Metazoa; Chordata; Mammalia; Chiroptera; Phyllostomidae. Bases 406 to 546 code for a protein of 46 amino acids.